UACCGUCCCGACGCACCCUCGUCGGACGCACAAGGGUUGUUCUGCCGGUAUAGUUCGUCUCUCGCGCCAAGUUAUUUCGAAGUGACAAAUAAUUUUUAUUCCUUUUCUAAUCACAUCGUAUUUUAAUAACAAAAUAUUACUACUAAUAAAAAUAAACAUAUUUUGAAUACGAUGCACACAAAAUAUACAAAAUGAAAAACGCCGGGUAAUAUGUUCGACCAUUGACGUCCUGGCUCGUCUAUGAAAAAACACAUACAAUUCAGAUAAUGAGAUGGAAAGAAUAAAAACACCGUGAUUCAUUUUAAGCCUAAUUUGAAGAUGGGUGAAUGUAAAUCAACUACAAAAACUACAUCUGUUGUGAUGGCAUUACUGUUUUUGAUCAUAGAUCCUUGCGAAAUUGGUGAAGCCGUUCAAAUGCUAGGUGUUAAGGUGCCUGCGUACAUUUUUAUGGGCGACUCUGUACAAUUAUUUUGUGAUUAUGAUAUGCAAAUGGACAAAUUGUACUCAGUUACCUGGUACAAGGACAAUGAAGAGUUCUAUCGGUACGUUCCAACUUCUUCAAAUCUCAAACACAGUUUCAGUAUGGACGGAAUCACAGUUGAUCAUAUUUACUCGGACAGCAAAAAAGUCACCUUACGCUACGCUAAUUUGUUGAUGAAUGGCGAAUACAAGUGUGAAGUAUCUGCUGAAGCACCGUUCUUUACAACUGUGCACGCUGAAUCCAAAAUGGCCAUAAUAAGUUUACCAAAACAAAAAGAUGUAACCAAAAUCAAUGGAGGCUCAGGAAUUUAUCAAACUAGUGACACUAUUUAUUUAAAUUGUACAUCGGGAGAAUCAUUUCCCGCUGCAAGACUCCGAUGGUUUAUUAAUGACAAAAUGGUGAUUUCCAAUUACGACCGCUCGGAAAAAUUACGCAACGGUUUGUACAUCAGCAUAUCCAAAUUAAAUUUGGCAAUAUCUCCUGAUCACUUCAACAAUGGCUUAAUGAAAGUUACAUGUCAAGCCAUCAUCAAUAUAGGUCGUCAAAAGGCAUUACCACCUCCUAAGGAAUACAAACGUGAAGCAAUACUCUUAGUACGUGGAUCAGCAGUAGCGAUGUGCAUAACAUUCAACUUUAAAUUAACAUUAAUAACAUUAACAUCAACAUUGUUUUUAUUAAAUACGUCGUGAAAACGGUAAAAAUUGUUAUCCAAUUAUUUUGGCUCCUUCAUUUAACUUAUGUGAAAUUCUAUGUUAUCUUGUUAUUUUAUCAAAACUGUUUAAUAAACUUUAUAUCCGCACAAGUUGUAAGUUGUAAGUUGUAACUAUACAUUUUUUGUUUUAAACAUAAACAUAUUAUUAUUUUUUUUUUUAUAGUAGUUUAGAGAAUAGUAUUAUUUUAUACAAUACAUAUACAUUACACUAUAAUUAAUUAUUCGAACAUAAUUAAAUACUAAAUAUAAAAUUUCAAAAAAAAAAAAAAAACGUUUAGAUUUAUUUCUGGUACCUAUACCUACGUUAUUUUAAACAACAAAAUGUAAUAUAUUGAUACAUAAUUUAUAAUUUCUUUUAACAAGAUGUAAAUGUUGGUAAUAAUUAAUUAUUUAUCAUUUAUAUUGUAUGACAGUAGGUACCUACUACCUAUUGGUAUUAUAAUGUACCUACCUACAAAUUAGUAACUAAUUUAUUUAUUCAUUAUAGCCAAAUUAUAUGGAAAGUAAAUCACGUUCAAAUAUUUAUUGAAAUAUUAGUUAUUAC
Metopolophium dirhodum (rose-grain aphid) is the source of this 1737-nucleotide messenger RNA. RefSeq lists its product as uncharacterized. The transcript is spliced from 7 exons. Bases 319 to 1170 code for a protein of 283 amino acids. NCBI's taxonomy places the organism in Eukaryota, Metazoa, Arthropoda, Insecta, Hemiptera, Aphididae. The record is from RefSeq and is a predicted model, not a curated record.